CUUUCUGCAUCGCAGCAAAGCCUCGGUCUCGAGGAUGGUAUCCGUCGGACAUUACUGGAGCUUGCCAUCUCUCACUCGGCUCUUUCCGUCAUCCAAUUCCCCGCAAUCUGAUUUGGUGAAGCCUAUCUGAAACCUUUACCUUACCUACCACCUUCUUUCUACCUUUACCUUACUCUCUUUCUUCGCAUCUACUGCGCGUACUUGUCAGGUCUCGUUCUCAUCUAGAUGCUGUGUGCAACAACCUCGACGAUUGCUCUCUCACAGUUCUCGAUUUUCUCAUUCCAUACUAAUAGCAGCGAGCUGUCUUGUCGUUUCGUGACCUCCAUGACCCCCAAGCAAGAUGCAGAUUGCUAGUUCGGACCCUCUCGACUGGACAGUCGAUGAGGUGGUCGGCUUUCUCUGCCACAACCCCGACCAACCCUGGUCGCAGUCGGCAACUCGUGGGCCUAGGCCUGAUCCUGCCUCCUUCGAAACUGCUCUACGCGACAAUUUCGUGACCGGUGAGGUGCUUUUGCACGAUGUAAAUAAAACCGAACUACGCGAGGACUUGGGUCUCAAGACCCUUGGCCACGUGAGUUCUAUGCUCCGAGCAAUACGCUUUUUGCAAGAUAACUCCCUCAAAUUCAAGGGCAACAGAGGAUAUCCCAAUUAUCUUGAAGACCAUCAGAAUAUCCCGUCCCCAACGCCGUUUUCUCCAAUGGGUGUGACUCCUCGCUUGACUUCGACUGUGCGUUCUGAGGCCAGCCAUACCCUUGGAAAUGCCACUCCACAUCGUGGGGACUCGCGCAAUCGCACUUGGGCAAUGGCAUCUUCCGCUAUCGCAACACCUCAUACCCAAAAAAUACCCUUGAAUACCUCGCCGACCGACAACCAAUUCGCUAUGCGGCCUGGACCCACGUCUGAUACCGUGCCGGAACCGCGCCAGACUACUGCCGUUGAGCAGGACAUGGACUUGGACCAAAGCGGAGAGGCCUCCAGUCUCAGCUUGCACGCUCGGCCACAAGAGCACGUCAUCAUCGAUAGCUCAGGAAAAAAGCGGCGAAGGCUUGACUUGAAAUCCACGGCUGAGGUUAAGAAUAACAAGGAGACUCCCGGAGUCGCAGAUGCCCAGAAAGGCAAAGUGUGGUACAUGGGACCAGAGCGCAUCACACAUGCUGACGUAUUCUACUCGCCUGAUUUGGAUGAAAUUGACAGUUCUUUCGUGAUUACAGGCCCGGAGUUACCACCUGCGCAGCGUCGUUUUGUGAACAAAAGCUUAAGCUAUUUCUAUAAACAACAACCAAUCAAGCUCCCCACUGAUAAAAGUGGCAAGGACUCCGCGCAAUGGGCUGUGAUACCUUACAGCAGCAAGAUGGUCCAUGCAAACAACCCAAAGCUUUUUACCUUGUAUACCUCUAAAGGUGGAGAUGUUGAAGUGAGCACGGAACAGUUGAGUAACUGGCCUCAGUUCAAUACCUUGCCGUCUAGGCUUCUGAAUGGGUCCACGGAGACUGUGAAAAGUCACGAUCCGUACGCAGAUCUCCUCCAGAGAUACCCACCUCAAGAUGAUGAUCAGGACAUUUACCCUGAGUAUGGUGACUCAGGGUCGGAAGGUGAAUUCGAUGAACAAACCUGGCAAGAAAUCCAAGACGAGCAGCGAGAAGCAGUACCACAUCGACUGACGCCGGCCGAGGUCAAAUGUAUCAUUGCGGAUUGCAUUUCUGACUAUAAAGCCAAGUGGUGUCAAGAUGGUCAGAAGAAAGAAGAAGCCAAGGCGCAGAGGCUCUGGCUUACAGCAAAAAGAAGCAAACGCACAAACCAGAUGAUCAAGGCUCUACAUCAGGAGAUCACCAAUUUGGAAAAGCGCUUGGGGAAGCUGCAGGAGCGAAUCUGUGAUAGCACUUUUUCAUCACGGGUCGAGCUACAAACCCUAUGCCAAAGCAUGGAACAAACAGUGAUGGACAUUGAAAAGAAUAAAUGGCGCAUCUCGACUCUUGAACGGGAAUCCCGUCCCCCCAAAGCGUUGACACCUCCUCGGCGCUCAUAUGCUCCCAAAGCGCGACGAAAUCUUGAGGAUGAGGAAUCGCUUCAUUCUGAGUCAGAUUACUGGCCAGACGACGAUCCGUACGAUUUCAUUGAUGAUACGUCUGUCGUGAACGAGGAGACUCUUCAUGGAGACGACGUUCCAAUGACGACGCCCUCAACGUCUGAUAGCGACGACGACAUCAUUAGCCCUUCAGGGAUUCGCCGGAACUCAAAGAAAUCUAGAAGGCUUCCUUUUCGAGAAUCUAGUUCUCCCUCGCCCAGCCCCAAACACGAUGCAAUGGCUUCGUACAUUGAUUUGACAGCGGACUCUCCUCCUUCCGAUGAACUUAAUAUUGAGACACCUCCCUUGAACCCCGUUCAAUCAGUGGUGGCACAAUCCCUUGAGGACCCUUUCGUUGAAAACAGAAUGAGCCCCUCGAUGUCCCCUGAGCCUCAACUCGGCCCAGCUCUGAGAGUUGAGAUACCUGUCAAGACAAACCCCCCGCCCAGAGACCUCAAGAAUCGAGCGUCACCGGCUUUGCCUUCGUUUGAUGAUAUAUCAGGGAUCCAGCUGUUGUCGUGGGACCUGCUUCAAGAACGUAAAGACCGGCGCAGACUACUAAUGAAAUUAUUGGCUGGUUUGACUGACGGGGAGAGAAAGAAACUGGCUUUGAAGGUCCCCCAAUACGGCAUGCAACCUUUGAGAGAGCACAUAACGGCCGCCCUGAAAAGGCUUCAGAAGGGCCAAAAGUUCAUGGAUAAUAUGGAAAAAUCCGAAAGCAAGAUCAUUAUGCGCAUUGCGUCGCUUUACAUAUCUUGGGUUAACUGUACCCAUCUUCAGAUGAAAGGAAUUCCAAAAAGUCUCGUACGAAUCGCGCAAGAAGAUCUUGAGGAUGGGUUUUCAGACUUUUUCGCGUUGCUUUGCGGACAUCUUGCUGUAUUUUAUCGCCAAGGGGAGAAUAUUCUCGGUCCUUUGAAGGAACCACCUUCAAACCAUUCGGAGACUCCACACAAGAAGAGAAAAAGAGAGAUCAAGGAAAGCCAGGCCGUCAAAAUGAACCAGCAAAGCGCCCAUGUGCGUGUUAGGCAAAAUGAGGAGCAAAGAAAGAGGGCCGAGCAGAAAAUGGAAAGCAUGGGCAUUGGCAAGAGCAACAACGACCCAACACACCAAGCCGUCAGUUUUAAAGAUCCAAUUAUCUACCUGGAUCCGUACAUUGGCAAGCGUGUCAUGCCUCACCAGCUGAGUGGUAUUCAGUUCAUGUGGCGAGAGCUCCUGGAGGAUGAGAAUGAGCAAGGCUGUCUCCUGGCACACACUAUGGGCCUGGGUAAAACAAUGCAGGUUGUGUCUCUUCUGGCCACCAUUUCCGCCACGGCCUCCUCGAAUGACCCUAACAUCAGUCAACAAGUUCCUUCUUGUUUCAAAGAGUCAAAAACUCUUGUUGUUUCCCCCGCCUCACUGGUGGAAAACUGGUAUGAGGAGUUCAUCAUGUGGAGCCCUCCAAAUUCCUCUAUCGGUCCCUUGAGAAAGAUCACAAGUUCGAGCCCACCUCAUGAGAGAUUGCAGACUUUGGCCGAGUGGGAUGCUGAGGGAGGAGUUCUUAUAUUGAGUUAUCACAUCUUCCGGGCUUGGAUAGUGAACAAAAAGACCGGCAGAGGGGACAAGCCUCCUCUAUCUGAUGAGCAUCACCAAAGGGUACAGACAAUGCUCUUGGAAGGCCCCGACAUUGUUGUUGCCGAUGAAGCUCAUAUGAUGAAAAACCGGACUUCUGCAGUCUCCCAAGCCACUAUGCAAUUCCGCACCAAAAGACGCAUCGCACUGACUGGCUCUCCUUUGGCCAACAAUUUGGUUGACUAUUAUAACAUGGUCAAUUGGAUCGCAGAGGGCUAUCUAGGCGGCUUCCUGGAGUUCAAGGCAAAUUUUGUGGAGCCAAUAGAAGAGGGCCUAUAUGCAGACAGCACUCGGUCAGAGCGGCGAAAGUCCCUCGUCAAGCUCAAGGCCCUCAACAACAAUCUUGAACCCAAACUCAAUCGCGCGGAUAUUACUGUCCUCGAGGGUAGUCUGCCACCGAAGACCGAAUUUGUCCUUACCAUUCCUUUGACCCCGCUUCAGAAGGCAGCAUAUGAUUUGUAUGUUGAGAACGCUGUUCAAGGAAAAGGCGACGAGCGCAUUAAUAGCACGAGGCUUUGGUCUUGGCUUGGGGUCUUGAGUCUGUGCUGCAACCACCCGGCAUGCUUUAGAGACAAGCUACUGAGUCGGGCCAGUGAUGCGCAAAAGCCAGACAAGAAAUCGGAUGAGGCUGAAGAGCUUCCGGAAGAGGAACAAAUCCCUGAAGCCCCCCUCCCUGACUCGGAUGUACUGAUAUCCCAAGAGGAGAGUCUUUUUUCGACUGUUUCUGACAUCAAAGCCCUGGAGUUAUCAUACCGGGCAGAGAUCUUGAACAGGAUUAUUACCGAGUCAAUAAAGGCUGGCGACAAGUUACUCAUUUUCUCCCACAGCCUACGAACGCUUGACUACAUCGAGCAUGUCAUGAAGAUGACCAGUCAAAAAUACCUCCGCCUAGAUGGACACACGCCUUCUCAUAGCCGCCAGGCCGCAACCAAACAAUUCAACCACGGUUCAGAAAAUGUCUACUUGAUCUCAACGCGCGCUGGAGGCUUAGGUCUCAAUAUUCCCGGCGCAAACCGCGUUGUGAUAUUUGAUUUCGGGUUUAGCCCGAUGUGGGAGCAGCAGGCAGUCGGUCGUGUCUAUCGGCUUGGCCAGAAGAAACCGGUCUUUGUUUACCGGUUCAUCGCCGGUGGCACUUUUGAGGAAAUGAUAUACAACAGGGCAACAUUCAAGACGCAGCUUGCGUUCCGAGUGGUUGACAAGAAAAACCCGAUUCGCGCAGCGACCAAGCCCUUGAAAAAUUAUCUUUUCCCAGCCAAGGCAGUUCCUCAGACUGACACCGAUGAGUUCCUCGGAAAAGACCCUCAGGUUCUGGACAAAAUCCUCAGCGAUAAAGACAACUAUCCGAUCCGCAAAAUCAGCCUCACAAAAACACUCGAGCGUGAUGACAAUGACAAAUUGUCCACAGAAGAGGAACUAAAUGUGCAACAAGAAACCAGUGACUUGAAUCUCCUACGUACCGAUCCCGCCGCAUACCAGAGGCUAUUGGGGGAAAGGCAAAGGCUACUACUGGCUGCAGCCAGACCAAAUGCACCUGGAACUUCUCAGCUUCCUGCUGUGAAUCCUUACGCAUCUAACAUCCCGCCCUCAACACAGUCCUGGGCACCGUCCGCGCCCGUUUCCCACAUGCAGUUCUCCAAUUUUGUUCCUUUUCAACCACAGCAGCAGCAGCAGCAGCAGCCAUACUUCCUGGCCCCUGCACCGGUGGUCCCUUCCAAUGCACACAAUGACGGCCCUCCUCCUUUGGCUCCGGAUAUGAUUUCAUAGAACAAAAGAAAUGAUAUUAUCCUUGCCCCUCAAUUUCGACUCUACUAAAUGGCCCGGAUCGUUAUUCAUAUUUUCUUCUGUUUACAUCGAGCGGGCUCGUUUCUCUUCUUUCAAAAUUCACUUUGGGUUGGGGGAAAGCACAACUUUCGAGCAUCCUCCCGUUUUCUUUCGCUUGGCUUUAUCGUUUCGGCGGGGUCUUCUUUUUGUCCUGUUUCUUUUAUCUCUAAUACCUAAGCAUUUCAAAUUGCGUGGUAAAUCUGC
Molecule: messenger RNA, 5698 nt
Organism: Aspergillus steynii IBT 23096
Lineage: Eukaryota; Fungi; Ascomycota; Eurotiomycetes; Eurotiales; Aspergillaceae
Product: putative SNF2 family helicase/ATPase
Exons: 3
Coding region: 341-5437 (1698 amino acids)
Cellular component (GO): nucleus
Molecular function (GO): ATP hydrolysis activity; ATP-dependent chromatin remodeler activity; ATP binding
Source: RefSeq, a predicted model, not a curated record